AUGGCGUCUUUUGCCAAUCCCACACAGAUCUUUGCCGACGAUGUCACUGAGGAGAAGGGUGAAAAUGCCCGUCUCUCGGCCUUUGUCGGUGCUAUCGCUGUCGGUGAUCUUGUGAAGAGCACUUUGGGUCCCAAGGGAAUGGACAAGAUUCUGCAGUCCGCGUCUACCGGCGAAAUCCUCGUAACGAACGACGGUGCUACUAUUCUGAAGUCGAUUGCUUUGGACAAUGCUGCGGCAAAGGUGCUGGUCAAUAUCUCCAAGGUUCAGGACGACGAGGUCGGCGAUGGUACUACCUCUGUUACCGUUCUGGCUGCUGAGCUCCUCCGCGAGGCUGAGAAGCUGGUGGCCUCAAAGAUUCACCCACAGACCAUCAUCGAUGGUUACCGGAUAGCCAGCCGUGCCGCUCUCUCCGCUCUCGAGAAGACCGCCGUCGAUCGCAGCAAGGACCCGGAGGCCUUCCGCAAGGAUUUGCACGCCAUUGCUCGUACGACUCUCAGUUCCAAGGUCCUGGCGCAAGACCGGGACCACUUCGCUCGUCUCGCCUGUGAGGCUGUUCUGCGCUUGAAGGGUUCUACCGAUCUCAGUCACAUCCAGAUUAUCAAGAAGGCCGGUGGCAAGCUGAACGACUCAUACCUGGACGAGGGAUUCAUUCUCGAUAAGAAGAUUGGUGUCAACCAGCCCAAGCGCCUGGAGAAUGCCAAGAUUCUCGUUGCCAAUACCGCGAUGGACACAGACAAGGUCAAGAUCUUCGGUGCUCGGGUCAAGGUCGAGUCCACGGGCAAGUUGGCCGAUCUGGAGAAGGCGGAGCGGGAGAAGAUGCGCGCCAAGGUCGAGCGUAUCAAGUCUCACGGCAUCAACUGCUUUGUGAACCGACAGUUGAUUUACAACUGGCCGGAGCAGCUCUUCACCGAGGCCGGCAUCAUGUCCAUUGAACACGCCGACUUUGACGGUAUUGAGCGCCUCGCUCUCGUCACUGGUGGCGAGAUCGCCUCGACCUUUGACCACCCCGACCAGGUUCAGCUGGGUUCUUGUGAUUUGAUUGAGGAGGUGAUCAUUGGCGAAGAUACACUGAUCAAAUUCUCCGGCGUUGCGGCUGGCCAAGCCUGUACCAUUGUGCUGCGUGGUGCUACCGAACAACUUCUCGACGAAGCUGAGCGGUCACUGCAUGACGCCCUCGCGGUUCUCUCGCAGACCGUCAAGGACCCCCGCGUCACUCUUGGUGGAGGUUGUGCGGAAAUGGUAAUGUCCAAGGCGGUGGAGCAGGCCGCUCAGAACACCACCGGUAAGAAGCAACUGGCCGUCGACUCUUUCGCACACGCUCUCAAGCAGCUGCCCACAAUUCUGGCCGACAAUGCGGGUCUAGACUCCAGUGACUUGGUCACUCGUCUUCGUCAGGCUAUCAACAACGGCAUGACUAGCUCAGGUUUGGAUCUGUUGACGCCCGGUGGGGGUAUUGCCGACAUGCGUGAGCUUGGUGUUGUUGAGGCAUAUAAGUUGAAGAAGGCUGUGGUUUCAUCGGCUUCCGAGGCCGCCGAGCUCCUUCUGCGGGUGGACAACAUUAUUCGUGCCGCUCCCCGCCGCCGGGACCGGAUGUAA
Messenger RNA from Penicillium oxalicum, 1596 nucleotides. Its product is annotated as chaperonin-containing T-complex subunit CCT2. The transcript has 4 exons. The record is from RefSeq and is a predicted model, not a curated record. Gene Ontology annotation, molecular function: ATP-dependent protein folding chaperone; ATP binding; ATP hydrolysis activity. Gene Ontology annotation, cellular component: cytosol; chaperonin-containing T-complex. Lineage: Eukaryota; Fungi; Ascomycota; Eurotiomycetes; Eurotiales; Aspergillaceae. Bases 1 to 1596 code for a protein of 531 amino acids. Gene Ontology annotation, biological process: protein folding.